This is a messenger RNA of Paramecium sonneborni, 1403 nucleotides long. The record is from the annotation of a GenBank genome assembly. Lineage: Eukaryota; Ciliophora; Oligohymenophorea; Peniculida; Parameciidae.
AUGUAUAGAUUUGAUAAUGCAUUAUUUACUUUCCCUGUCACUCGAAAGCACUUUUUCUCAGAUAAAGAAUACUAACUAUUCUUGUUUAGUGAUGAAUUGAUUAUGACUGAUGUAUUCCAAUAUAUAUUAUAAAUAGAACUAAACAAAAAAAGCAAAAUAUGAGAUCAAAUUGAAUAUGACAACAACAUUCAAUUGGAUUGUCAGUGAUAAUAAAAUAUAAGCCUUUGAAAUACCAUAUAAUAAUAAAAUGAAGCCAUUUUAUGGCUCUUCUAACAAACUAUAAUUGCUGAGAGAGAUGAUUGCUGGUCGAGUAUUUUAUUGUGGAAUUCAAAACUUCUACGAAAUUCAAAUGAAAGUUGGAUAGGGAAUGAUUGGAGAAGUAUAAAUUGAUAAAAAAGUUAGGUCUAUAGAGCUGUAUCUUAAAAUGGUGAUUAUGUUGCCAUCAAAAAAUGUGAAAAAUAGAAAUUAGCUUCACUAUAAGGUGGAAUUGUAAUUGAUUUAAUAAGAUUUUAGCCUUAAUUCAUCUAAGAAUUGUAGCUUCUACAAUAACUCUAACAUAUAAAUAUUUUAAAAUUAAAGGAAGUCUAUUCAGAUUAGUAAUUUUAUUACAUUAUUACUGAUUUUGUUGAUGGCAGAACAUUACAUACUGAAUUGCUUUCAAGACCAACAGGUUUAAGCAUAACUUAAACAUUAAAAAUUAUGUUUUAAAUUUUAAAUGCUCUUAUAUAUAUUCAUUAAUAAGGAGUUAUGCAUAGAGAUCUAAACCCACAUAAUAUAAUGAUAUCAGAAAAUGUCAAAUUAAUUGAUUUUGGUUUGGCUCGCAAAAUUAAAAACUAAUUAAUAUUUCCAACAGCUGGAACUCCAGGUUAUAUGGCUCCAGAAAUCAUAAAUUAUAAAUAAGAAAAAUAAUAUGAUGAAAAAGCUGAUAUUUUUAGUUUAGGAUCUGUGUUAUAUAAAAUGUAUAAAAUUAAAUUGAAUAUAGGUUAUCUGGUGAAAACUUGUUUCAUAGAUAGAAAAAUAUCUUUUAAGAAAAUAAAGAAGGUAAUUUUGAAUUAAGAAAAAAUCCUUAACAUCCAGAAUUCUAUUCAAGCAAAAUGGAUUAAUUAUUUGUCUUGUUGGCUCAUAUGUUAGAAAAUGAUCCAAACGAUAGACCUAGUGCAUAGUUUUGCAAAUAUUUAUUAAAAGAAAUUGAAAAUAAUAAUCAAUAAAUAGAUAAAUUGAUUCGAAAAUAACAAAUAAUGAAACCAAUUUAUGCAGUUACUGAUGAAACUCCUGUUGAAAGAACUCCUUAAAGUUUUGCAAGUAAUAAUAAAUUCAAAUCAAGUGACACAUUAAUGAAAAGUGAUGAUAUUACAACAUAAGGAAAUAAAAGAUCAACUAAAAUAAUAAUUAAAAAUGUGUGA